Eimeria tenella is the source of this 1701-nucleotide messenger RNA. RefSeq lists its product as uncharacterized. Gene Ontology annotation, cellular component: cytoplasm. The transcript has 3 exons. Gene Ontology annotation, molecular function: phosphatase activity. NCBI's taxonomy places the organism in Eukaryota, Apicomplexa, Conoidasida, Eucoccidiorida, Eimeriidae. The record is from RefSeq and is a predicted model, not a curated record. The coding region runs from base 1 to 1701 and encodes 566 amino acids.
AUGAAGGGCGUGAGCUUCUUCAGCGUUCCCCUUUUGUUGCAGCAGCAGAGACGAGCUGGGAGGCCCCGCACCGCGCACUUCGCCUUCCACUUCGCCCGAGCUUUCCCGCGUUUCGGGACUGCCUUCGGCGUGUUUUAUUUCGCAGUCUUUUGCUGCUGCAUCGGCAGCUCGCAGGCCUUCAGCAGCGCCGCUGCUGCUGCCUUCCGGGGGGCCCCGCUGCACCUGCUGGGCUCGGGGGGCUGGGGCCCCAGCGAGGCCUCCUUAGCAGCGCAGCAGCAGGCGUAUGGCUCUCUUGCUGCAGCAGCUGCAGCAGCUGCUUCCAAAGAGCCCCCACUUGCUGCUGCACUUCCUCGAGAUGAGCAGAUGAAGGGCGGCAGCCCUCCAGCCUUUUCCCCCGCGGCCGCCGACGCCCCCCCGCAGCAGCAGCAGCAGCAGCAGCAGCAGCAGGGGGGGGAGGAGGAGGCGCUUUUGGAAAUGAAGCCCCGGGCGGCGCGGGAGGCGGCAGCGCCUGUUCAGGUGUAUGUACAGUCCAGAGACGCUGGGAGAGGCCGCAGCAGCAGCAGCAGCAGCAGAUCUCUUCUGGGGUCGCUUUUUAGUUGGUUUAAGAAAGAUGCUGCUGCAGCAGACCUGGCAGCAGUUGCUGCUCUCGCCCAAAAGCUGCACCGCUGGAACCUCCACCGGCAGCAGCAAAACAAAUCCAAAACGAAACUCAUCUUCGCCAUGAGACACGGCGAAAGCAAAUUCAACGUUUGGCGCAGAGAGGCCUUCACCAAGCUCAGGUUUAGAGAUAUGCUGAGACGAGACUGGGGCGAAUGCGAUGUGCCUCUGUCAGCAGCAGGAGAGCUGCAGUGUACAGACGCAGGGGCGCAGCUGGGCCGGCUGCUGGCAGCAGUGCGGCAGCUGGAGCAGCAGCAGCAGCAGCAGCAGCAGCGCGGCCCCGCGAAGCUCCUCAGGCCUUUCUGCGUUGACGCCUUUCUUGUGUCUCCGCUCACUAGAGCGCUGCAGACAGCUGCGAACACUUUUUACGGGGCGGACCCGAGCUGGCAGUGCAGCGGCGCAGUCGCUGCUGCUGCAGGUGCUGCUGCUGCUGCUGCUGCUGCCGCGCGGGGGCUGCUGCUGCUGCAGCAGGCCGGCAGCAUCGAAGAGUGCGUGCUGGACUUCGGGCUGCUGGCGGAAGGCGACGAGUGGUGGGCCCCCGAAAUCGAAGAACAGUUGGAAGCUCUGAACGAAAUCUUUGCAGAAAGUUUGAAGAGCAGCAGCAGCAGCCUGCUGUCGGACACGGCGAGCACGGCGGCCUCGGAAAGCGGGGGGGAGCAGCAAAACGAACAAGUCCUCGUUCUCGGGAAAGCAGCAAAGAGACCCUUAACUGCUGCUGAAGGGGCCGUUCGAAGGGCCCUGGAGAUCGCAGAAAAGCCCGCGAGGGCGCCGCUGGCCGCCCACCGAAGGCUCAAGGAGUGGCGCCUCCGGAAUGGAAAGCUGCCGAUAUAUCAGACGGUGGCCAACGAAAGUUCCAAUUUGCUGGACCUUCGCGCCAAAUUGCUCUUGUCAGUCCUUUGUAGAGCUGAAGGAAUGGACUCCGCCUUCAUCGUGAGCCACUCUUUGUUCCUCAAGGCGCUCACGGGCACCCGAAAAUUUGCAAAUGCGGAAAUCCGCGUCUUCUCUCUUGUCUGCGACGACACCCCGAGACUGAUCCCGCUCUAA